CAUUUCAUCGUGACCCUGAUCAGGCAGCCAUGAACCUUCAACACAAGAUAAAUAGUUUUCACCUGCUAUGUAACAACUUAAAUCUCUCCUUCAACCCCGAAAAGACCAAGUUCCUUAAUAUCUGCAGAGGUAGCAAAAAGACCUUCAACAUAACGUGCCAAAAUCAGUCACUGCAACAGGUGCAAAAUCUAAACUUUCUAGGAAGGAAUAUUAGUGCAUCCUUGGCUGUGAGCGAGCACUAUAAAGUCACAUUCAAUAAAUCACAAAAUAACUCCUACCUUUUCAAAUGUCUUACCUCUGUUAAAGCGGGUCUCCAUCCCAGGGUAGCUUUGAACUACUACAAAGCCAUCGUGAGAAGCAAAAUAGAGUACUGUAGAUCAUCCAUGGCAAACUGUGCGAAAACAGCCGACAAAAAGAUCCAAACCUUCCAGAACAGCUUCCUACGUAGAGCUCUGGGUUUAACUCCAUCAACUCCAGUACCCCUAGAUUAUGCUCUGGCCAAUGAGCUGCCGCCAUGUGAACGGGCCAAAUGGCUUACGGCCAAAGAAAUUAUGAGCAAUCUCAUCUCUGACGUAACAUUCAAAUCAUUUUUAUACGACUGCCCUAGAGCAAACUCCAGCUAUAGCCUUGUCUUAAACGAAUUCAAACAUGUCUUUGACGGCCUCAAUGUGGUCUGUAGCACGAUUCUGCACAAUAACUUAAAUAUAGUAAUGAAAACCCUUCCAGACAAAAAAGACAACAUAUCAAGCGAAAGGAUUAGGUCCAUUUACAACUCCUUAGUACAUGAUUAUAAACGUGAUAAUUUUAAAAUUUUUUUCACAGACGCAUCAGUGGGCGAUUCCUCCACUGGCAUAGCUAUAUAUAAUCACUCGAACAAUACAGAGCAUGCACACAAACUGCCCUUCCAAGCUUCUUCCUCGUUUGGAGAAUCGCUGGCGAUUCUAAGAGCACUGGAAAUAGCGAAGGAGUUGAAAUAUGACAAAAUUGUUAUUUUCACAGACAGCCUCAUUGCCUGCCAAUUGCUGAUGAAGGGAAAAACCCAUAACCACAUUAUUUUAGCGAUACACAACCUGGCUACCAAUGAAGACUUUGAUAAUGUCACUAUAAAUUGGACCCCAAGCCACAAAGGCAUAGCAGGCAAUGAAAGAGCUGACACAAUCGCCAAGAACGCCAUUAACUGUCACAAUGUACUCGAUGUUAGCCUUACUCCUGAAGAAGCACUCAGGCGUAUCCGUAACGAAAUCAACGAUCAAUGUGCCAAACCCAAAAAUAACUGGUUCAAGUCCACUGCCUUGUCAGCAAAAGAAACUAAAUUAAUAAACAGGAUCCUCACGGGUCAUACUUAUGAUCAGGAGUAUCUUUUCAAAAUCAAAGCUAUAACCAGCAGCCGUUGCAGCUGUGGAGAUCCAGAUAACUUCAUUCACCAAACCUUUCAUUGUCCCCUCUUGGGCCACAUUAGGGAGGGCUUCGAUAUUUUUCAAGAUAAUCAGAAUUUCCAUGAUAUUUUUCACGGCUUCGAUAGACGCAAAAUCACCUCACUUGCUAAUUUUCUAAUUAAAGCGGAAGUAAAAUUCUAAUAAAUUUGUAUAUUAUUUGCGUAUUUAUCCGUGGUGAAAUACCGUCCACCACACCCUGUACUGAAAAAAAAAA
Rhagoletis zephyria (snowberry fruit fly) is the source of this 1650-nucleotide messenger RNA. RefSeq lists its product as uncharacterized. The record is from RefSeq and is a predicted model, not a curated record. Gene Ontology annotation, molecular function: RNA-DNA hybrid ribonuclease activity; nucleic acid binding. Lineage: Eukaryota; Metazoa; Arthropoda; Insecta; Diptera; Tephritidae.